This is a messenger RNA of Cyphomyrmex costatus, 1875 nucleotides long. RefSeq lists its product as uncharacterized. Bases 1 to 1875 code for a protein of 624 amino acids. NCBI's taxonomy places the organism in Eukaryota, Metazoa, Arthropoda, Insecta, Hymenoptera, Formicidae. The record is from RefSeq and is a predicted model, not a curated record. The transcript is spliced from 2 exons. Gene Ontology annotation, biological process: DNA integration. Gene Ontology annotation, molecular function: nucleic acid binding.
AUGGCUAACGAGCGCGAAAAAAUCGCGAGGGAGAUCGAGCGGACGAGCGAGUCGAUCCGCAGGAAGCACCGCGCUCUGAAGACCGGUAGAAUCGACGAGGACCGUGCGCUGGACAGGCGUUUCGGGCCUAUCGUCGAGCCGUUGCGACGGAUCGCCGGUCCCGUCGUGCGCGCAACGAAGACAGAGUCGUAUGCCGCUACUCCUAAACGCAAGAGGGAGGAGGAGGAGGAGGAGGAGGAGGACUUCUUCGUGACUCCGCGCACGCGUUUCUUCGAUCGAACGCCGAUAACCUCCACACCGCAUGCACCUACCCAACCGUCGGAGUCGAUCGACUCCGAGACGACAACGUACGCGACGCUCGCGAUACCCGAUCAGAAUCAUUCGUCGGAGAACCGAGAGAAAUCACGAAUUAAUAUGGGCCCGCUGAGUCUGAGGUACGUCGAGCCUGUCCUGCGAGGACUCAACGACAGCGGGAUGGAUCGCGUGUACGGCGCUUACUUGGACAAGGACGGAUUGAUGCUCGGCAGUAAGCGUUUCGACGUGGAUAACGAGGAUAACAUAAUUAUCGACGGCGUGCGACACGCCGGUACACCCGGCCUCUACGAGCUGAUCUUCAAGAGAAUUCCCGACGAUACGCUUCAAACGGAACAAGACAUGCGCGAGUACAAGAGCCUGCUGCAGGCGACGAACGCGCACAGACACAAGCACCAUCCGCUGGGCCGAGUACUGGCCAACAGGGGAUACAAGUACAAGAAUGUAAUAAAGCCGUUGGUCACGCCUAAGAAAAAAUCUGGAAAAGGAGUACCUCGCGCCAUGACGUUGAACGACGGAGCGAUCGAGUACGUGCACUGGGACGAUCCCAACGAGCUGGUGGAACGUCUGCGCGGGCGUUAUUAUAAAUUGAGUAGCGUUUCGACGAAACGACUCAGUCGACCGUCGAGUAUCAUUAUGAGCGUCGAGAGGCGCAGACUCGUCGAGGAGUUGCACGCUCCGGCGAGAAGAAAUUUUCCGCGAAGACGCGUCGUGGUACGGGGAUACGACGAUCUGUGGCAGGCCGACAUCGUCGAGAUGCGGCCGUACUCGAGCCAGAACAGGGGCCGUCACUACGUGCUCACCGUCAUCGACGUGCUGAGCAAGUACGCGUGGGCCGCGCCGCUCAGGAGCAAGGGCGGUAGCGAGACGGCCGACGCUAUCGCGAAGAUAAUUCGCGAGAGCGGGAGAUGCCCCAAGAACCUGCAAACGGAUAUGGGGAAGGAGUUUUACAAUUCUCAUGUGGAGAAACUCUUGAAGAAGCAUGACAUCAAUCACUACUCCACGUAUUCCGUAAUGAAGGCGUCGGUGGUCGAGCGGUUCAAUCGUACGUUGAAGAACGACAUGUGGAAGAUGUUUACGCUCAACGGCACGUACAAGUGGGUCGACGCGCUGCCGCGUCUCGUGUCGGAUUACAACGCGCGCAAGCAUCGCACCAUCGGCAUGCGGCCCGCCGACGUGACCCCCGCUGUCGCCGAGAGACUCCUGGACACGGUGUACGGCGCGAUAAAGAUCGCCGGUCCCGCGAGGUUCAAAGUGGGCGACGCGGUACGCGUGAGCAAGUACAAGACGAUCUUCGAGAAGGGCUACACGCCGAAUUGGACCACGGAGGUGUUUCGAAUCGUCAGAGUGCAGAGGACCAAUCCCGUGACGUAUCUCUUGAAGGAUUAUCGCGGCGAACCGGUCGCCGGAGGAUUCUACGAGCACGAGUUGCGUCGCGUCGCUGAUCCCGACGUGUAUCUCGUGGAGAAAGUACUGCGUAAGAAAGGAGACAAGGUGUACGUCAAGUGGCUGGGAUUCGACGGAUCGCACAAUUCGUGGAUAAAUAAACGAGACGUCGUGUGA